AUGGUCAAGUCGAUCUUUCUAGCAGCUGCGUCAGCGUUUAUCACGCAUCAUCUUGUUUCUGCACAAGAAGGUGCCUUUCUCCCUUCAGCCGGCUCCAACCUCAAUUAUGCUUCCUAUUCCUGUGAUCCAUCUACGUGUAUUGCACCAGCAUGCUAUUGCGCUACCAAAGACCCUCCUGCUGGUCUCUCGCCUAGCAGUGUCCCUCAAAUGGUUUCCGUCACCUUUGACGAUUCCAUUCAACCACAACUCCUGGAAACAGCAUACAAGAUGCUGAACGUGAAAAAUCCAAAUGGAUGCAAAGCAAAAGGAACCUGGUAUGUGUCCCUCCAAUACAACGAUUAUGCAUCAACACAGCAGUGGUAUGCAGCAGGCAACGAAGUGGCAGAUCACACCUUCUCUCACGUCGGCUCGCCUUCUGAGCAGGAAAUUGUCAGUUGUCAGAGAGCUUUGAAUGCGUAUGCAGGCAUACCAUAUGGAAAAAUCCAAGGUUUCCGAGCUCCAUUUCUCAAUUACACCACAAACACUUUAAAAAUAAUCAAGGACCAUGGCUUUACCUACGAUUCCAGCGUCAGCUCCGCAGGAGGAAAGAAUUUUUACCCUUACACCCUGGAUAACGGUCUGGCCAACGACUGCUGGAAAGGGGUUUGCGAUUCGUCAUUGAAGUUGCCCGGUCUGUUUGAGAUACCAAUGUACUCUGUCACGGACGGCUCAGGCACAGAACGUUUGAUGGAUGUGUAUUUGGACGGGAAACCUAGUGACGCUAAAGCCUGGACGCUAAAGACAUUUGAGAGUCACUAUAAUGGCAACAGACAGCCAUUUGGCAUCUACGUUCAUCCUGCUCACUUAACCACGCAGGCAGGCGGACCAGAUGCCAGCGACAAGCUCAGUGCCAUCGUGUCGGCCAUUCAAGAGAUGGCAGCGAAAAAAGAUGUGUGGUUUGUUACCAACCUGCAGCUUGUGGAAUGGAUGAAAAAGCCGGUGCCUGCUUCGGAAAUGGCUCAGCAGCCCUACAUGCACUGCGAGCAACCAGAUAUCAAGCAAGAGAUCUGCAAUGGCUUAGAUGAAACAGGCGGAACUACAGCGGACAAUGGUUUGAUUAACUCGUGCAAUUUCGGUACGACAUUCUUCAAAACCUGCUUCAACUGUCCUUCGCAAGUUCCUACCGUAGCCAACCCUGUUCCUCCUCCCUCCAUCGCCAAGGGCCAGUCUGGUUACAGAGAGAUGUUGCCGGACAACUGCGACUCAAAGUGGUGGGACCCCAUUGCUGCCACCUGUCUGUGUAGUUCUUCCCACUGCGAGUAUAAAGACACAGCCGUGAUGGUGGACAAUAUGAACGGUGGAGCUGAUUCGUCGUCAGGCUCCAGAUCAAAGAACUCAAUCAUAGUGGGUAAGCCCCAAUCGUCAGACACCGUGAAAGCCGACGCAAAGAUAGAAGUUGGCUUGAUGGUAUUGAUGAUAUUAUAUGGAUGGAUGUAG
Messenger RNA from Umbelopsis ramanniana AG, 1476 nucleotides. RefSeq lists its product as uncharacterized. Gene Ontology annotation, molecular function: hydrolase activity, acting on carbon-nitrogen (but not peptide) bonds. Bases 1 to 1476 code for a protein of 491 amino acids. Lineage: Eukaryota; Fungi; Mucoromycota; Umbelopsidomycetes; Umbelopsidales; Umbelopsidaceae. Gene Ontology annotation, biological process: carbohydrate metabolic process. The transcript is spliced from 10 exons. The record is from RefSeq and is a predicted model, not a curated record.